Plectropomus leopardus (leopard coralgrouper) is the source of this 2688-nucleotide messenger RNA. The record is from RefSeq and is a predicted model, not a curated record. Lineage: Eukaryota; Metazoa; Chordata; Actinopteri; Perciformes; Serranidae.
UUGCGGCACCCCAAAGCCCCGGAGUUUAAAUUUGUAAACUUCUCUCUGCCUCGAAGCAUCAUCAGCUCUCCCAGCUUUAAAUUUUGUCUUAUUUUGGGUCAAAAACUUGUUCUUAUUACACCUGAACAACAGUUUGAAGUUAUAGAAACACCGUGUGCACUUCUGAAACGUCAAAUGGUCCAACACGGCUCUCAGUUCUGCGUUGAGCUGCCAGCUUUAACGUUAAUGUGAAGCACAGCGGUGAAAAUGGACAAGCUUUCUGUGGGACAUAAAGCUGCUUCAGGCAGACUGAACCGCUGGGUGGAUCCGUCCUUUGCUGAUUUGCCAGAGGAAAGCUUUACUCCAUCUAAAAGGAGAAAGGGCAGCCAGGUGUUGAUCUCCAAAGCUGAGCCAAAGAGGCCCAGGAAGAGGACGGGAGAGGCCGGCAGCUCAGAGCUUCACACACCCUACCUGCCGAAGGAGUCAGCCCAGAGGGACCAGGAUGAGUCUUGGGUGGACAGAUACUCACCCGAUUCACAGGCUGAGCUCGCUGUCCACAAGAAGAAGAUAGAGGAAGUGGAGAACUGGAUGAGAGUUCACUCAAAUGCAGCAAAGGGCGGGAUCUUGCUGCUGACGGGACCCUCAGGCUGUGGAAAGACUUCCACAGUCCAGGUUUUGUCUCUGGAGCUAGGCCUCAGGGUUCAGGAGUGGACCAACCCCACCAACCUGGAGCCGUACAGCAGCAGUCAGCAAGAAUGGAGGAUAAACGGCUCGUCCUACAGCUCCCAGUUGACCCAGUUCCAGGACUUCCUCCUCAGAGCAAACAAGUACAACUGCCUGAAGAUGCUAGGUGAUGGAGGAGCUACAGACAAGAAGCUCAUACUGGUGGAGGAUCUCCCAAACCAGUUCUACAGGCAGCCUGGCAGCCUGCAUGAUACCCUGAGGCGCUUUGUGAAGACCAGUCGAUGUCCCUUGGUGUUCAUUGUGUCAGACAGUCUGAGUGGAGACAGCAGCUCACGCUUUCUUUUUCCCAGAGAAAUUCAGGAGGAGCUGGACAUCAGCAACAUCAGUUUUAAUCCGGUGGCUCCAACGGCAAUGAUGAAGGUUCUGACUCGAAUUUCAACCCUGGAAGCAGGAAAGCAGAGCUGUGGGAGGAUGUGCGUCCCAGACCAGGCCAUGUUGGAGAUGCUGUGCUCAGGCAGCUCAGGAGAUAUUCGCAGUGCCAUCAACAGCCUCCAGUUUUCCUCCCUCCCAGACACAUCAUUGGAAAAGGGGCUAUGGAGGAUGAAGAAGGACAGAAAUGUGACUUCACUGAGCAAAGCUGCUUCCAGAACAAACCAGAGAAGAAAGAAGUCCAAACUGACAAAGGAGCAUGAAGAGGAGCAGGCUAUUGGAGGGAAGGAUGCUUCUCUGUUCCUGUUCAGAGCACUGGGAAGGAUCCUGCACUGCAAACGAGGGAAAGGUGCUGAAGCAGCAGAAUGUGUCCCUGGACCUUGUCUACCACCUCACCUGUCCCAUCAUCACAGAGAAGCAUUACUUGUUGACCCUGAGCUGGUUGUCGAGCGUUCACACAUGUCUGGAGAGUUCUUCAACCUGUACCUCCACCAGAACUACCUGGACUUCUUCUCUGAGGUGGAGGAUGUGGAGCGGGCCAGCGAGUAUCUGUCCGAUGCCGACCUCCUCACCUCUGAUUGGACGAGUCGCAGCACCAUGGUGCAUUAUGGGUCUUCAGUGGCCACCAGGGGGCUCCUUCACUCCAACUCUCAACAAGUCUCUGUGGGCUUCAGGCCGCUUCACAAACCAAACUGGCUGCUGGUCAACAAGAAGCACCGAGAGAACUGCCUGGCUGCACAGUGUCUGUUCAGGAGCUUCUGUCUGACACCAGUCAGCCUGCAGACUGAACUGCUGCCAUACCUGGCAAAACUCACCAACCCUAUGAGGAACCAAGCUCAGAUAGCUUUUAUCCAGGAUGUGGGACAGAUGUCACUGCGGAGGUUUCACGGCAGAUUAAAGCUGGAGGCUCUGACAGACAAAGAGCCAGCCCAGCUCGAGGAAGACACUGAGGAGGAGGAGGAGGAGGAGGAGGAAGCUCAGGCUGGGGUUGAGGAGGGUCUGCCAGCCAGUCAGCCUCAACCUACUACAAGCCAAGUCCUUCUGGAGGAGGAGGAGCUAAUCAUAGAGGACUAUAACAGUGACUAACACACACAGCUCUGCCACGCAUCCACUGUUACACUGUGACACACUUUCACUUCUUCACUGUCAGAGCUUUGGUUAGUAUGGAGGAAGAUCAGCGCCUCUUGAAAUAAGAAAAUGAGUUCUGAGAUUCAUUUGUGACAUAUGAGAAAAAACAUUGUUAUUGUUAAAGGUCCAUUGUGUAGGAUUUAGGGGAAUAUAUUGGCAGAAAUGUAAUAUAAGUGUAAUAUACUUUCUUUAGUGUAUAAUCACCUGAAUCAUUGUGUUUUCAUUACCCCUAGAAUGAAACGUUUAUAUCUUCGGGUCCUUAUUUAUAGAGAUCACCCUGUUGCACCACCACAGUUUUUCUACAGUAGCCCAAAAGAGACAAACCAAACACUGGCUCCAGACAGGGACAUUUGUGUUUUUGUGUUGGCCACCAUUGUAAGGUUCCCAGAGUUACACUGAUUUUUAAUGUGAAACAGCUUUAUUCAGUAUUUAUACCGCUUUAAAUUACCUGGUCUGUUUGUUUUGGAG